Messenger RNA from Globicephala melas (long-finned pilot whale), 2335 nucleotides. It is a transcript of the gene RNH1, whose product is annotated as ribonuclease/angiogenin inhibitor 1. Gene Ontology annotation, cellular component: cytoplasm. NCBI's taxonomy places the organism in Eukaryota, Metazoa, Chordata, Mammalia, Artiodactyla, Delphinidae. The record is from RefSeq and is a predicted model, not a curated record. Gene Ontology annotation, molecular function: protein binding.
GAUCCUCAGGGGCCCCUCCCCCUGAUCCCUCUCUCGCGAUGACUGAGGGUUCUGAGUCAGGGUUUGGGUGGCCACACCCUGGGCUGGGGGUGGGUGGCAGGCCUGGUUUUGCUCAGGUGCUCUGGCCAGUGGGCUGGGCGGUCUCUCCCUGGGAUGGCCCUUCCCUGGGAUGGUACGGGAAGUGGCCAGUUACCCGUGCCCUCGCCUCAGUUUCUUAGUAGGCCUCUCUGCUGGGACAUGAACACGCGAAUCCGAAUCUUACCUGAUCAUUGGCACCAGGGGCCUCCCAGGAGGAAUGUACCUAGAGCCUUUGCCUGGGCUGGCCCUCCUCCCCGCUGUGGGCUUGAACCAGCCGGGGCCCGGCAGGGGGCAUGCCCUCUUCAGCAAGGCCGGGGCUGUGCCAGGCACGGACACAAACAUGAGUGAAGCAUUGUUCUCAGGAAUCUGGGGGUUUCGGGGAACCGGGAACCUCACAUGGGUCUGAGUCAUCCUGUCUCCAGAGACCUGGAAAGGCAUGGCUUCCAGGCGUGGGUGUUUACUGAACUUCCUGUUGCUCUUGACUGAAAGCCCGCUCCCUGCCCCACUCCCGGGCACCCCCCAGCUCACGGCUGCCGCUGGGUUCCUCUCCUGCUGGCCCCCCUUCAGGGCCACAGUCGGCACCCGCCCGGGGCUCUGGUUACUCAUUUGUUCAGGCGCUGUGUGUGGCCCUGCCACGUCCCCCAGCUCUGCGGUCCGUGGCAGUCUUUGCCCGGGAGCCCUCUCCCAUUUCUGCUUCUGGAGGCUGACGUGGAUAAAGGUGCUGAAGAAGGGAAACAAAGCAGGCGGCAACACCUCGCCUCCCACCAUGAAGCUCGACAUCCAGUGUGAGCAGCUGAGUGACGCCCGGUGGACAGAGCUCCUGCCUCUGAUCCAGCAGUACGAGGUGGUCAGGCUGGACGACUGUGGCCUCACGGAGGUGCGGUGCAAGGACAUCGGUUCCGCGCUCCGGGCCAACCCCUCCCUGACGGAGCUCAGCCUCCGCACCAAUGAGCUGGGCGACGGCGGCGUGCACCUGGUGCUCCAGGGCCUGCAGAGCCCCACCUGCAAGAUCCAGAAGCUCAGCCUCCAGAACUGCUGCCUGACGGAGGCCGGCUGCGGGGUCCUGCCCGGCGUGCUGCGCUCCCUGUCCACCCUGCGGGAGCUGAACCUCAGCGACAACCCGCUGGGUGACGCCGGCCUGCAGCUGCUCUGCGAGGGGCUCCUGGACCCGCAGUGCCACCUGGAGAAGCUGCAGCUGGAGUACUGCAACCUGACGGCCGCGGCCUGUGAGCCCCUGGCCGCGGUGCUCAGGGCCACACGGGACCUGAAGGAGCUCAUGGUGAGCAAUAAUGACCUGGGCGAGGCUGGCAUCCGGGAGCUGUGCCGGGGCCUGGCGGACUCCGCCUGCCAGUUGGAGGCACUCAAGCUGGAGAACUGCGGCCUCACGCCGGCCAACUGUAAGGACCUGUGUGGGAUCGUGGCCUCCCAGGCCUCGCUGAACGAGCUGGACCUGGGCAGCAACCCGCUGGGCGAUGCAGGCAUCGCGGAGCUGUGCCCUGGGCUGCUGAGCCCCGGCUCCCAGCUCAAGACCCUCUGGCUCUGGGAGUGUGACAUCACCGCCAGUGGCUGCAGAGACCUCUGCCGCAUCCUCCAGGCCAAGGAGACCCUGAAGGAGCUGAGUCUGGCAGGCAACAGUCUGGGUGACGAGAGCGCCCGGCUGCUGUGCGACAGCCUGCUGCAGCCGGGCUGCCAGCUGGAGUCCCUGUGGGUGAAGUCCUGCAGCCUCACGGCCGCCUGCUGCCACCACUUCGGCUCGAUGCUGACCCAGAACAAGCGUCUCCUGGAGCUGCAGCUGAGCAACAACCAGCUGGGCGACUCGGGCGUCCAAGCCCUGUGCCAGGCCCUGUGCCAGCCCGGCGCCACACUGAGGGUGCUCUGGCUGGGGGACUGUGACGUGACAGACGGCGCCUGUGGAGGCCUGGCCUCGCUCCUGCUGACCAAUCGCAGCCUGCGCGAGCUGGACCUGAGCAACAACGGCCUGGGUGACGCCGGCGUCCUGCAGCUGCUGGGCAGCCUGGAGCAGCCCGGCUGCGCCCUGGAGCAGCUGGUCCUGUACGACAUCUACUGGACGGAGGUGGUGGAGGAGCGCCUGCGGGCCCUGGAGGGGAGCAAGCCCGGCCUGCGGAUCAUCUUCUGACGCCCCUCCCCAGACGGCCCUCCUCCCACGAGGAGUCCUGGCUUUAACCGAGAGAAGAGCUUAAAUCAGCUUAUUUUUGGGAGAGCAUUUUAGGCACUUUAUUAAAACGCUUUUCUGGCA